UGACGAAAGCGUUGUUGUGCUAAAUGUUAGCAUUAGGCUAACUUUGUCUUACAGUUGCUUUCUUACUGUAAUCUAACCAAAGUUACUGAACACGACCGGCUCCUCCGACUAUUUCGCAUAAAUGAGGAUCUAAAAACGUUGGACAUGAACGGAAGCACGAAUCCGCUGCUGGACAAAGAGGAGCACGUUCUGAAGCUCGGGGAGAGCUUUGAGAAGAGGCCAAAAUCUUCCUUUCACACCAUCAGAUAUGAUUUCAAACCAGCAUCCAUUGAUACAAGCUGCGAGGGAGAGCUUCAAGUUGGCAAAGGAGAUGAAGUUACCAUAACAUUACCUCACAUUCCGGGCUCCACACCUCCUAUGACAGUAUUUAAAGGAAACAAGCGGCCGUACCAGAAGGACUGUGUGCUCAUUAUUAACCACGACACCGGGGAGUUUGUGCUGGAGAAGCUGAGCAGCAGCAUCCAGGUCAAGAAAACCAGGGCUGAGGGAAGCAGUAAGAUCCAGGCCCGGAUCGAGCAGCAGUCGGUCCGAUCCAGCCAGGCCAGCUCACAGUUCAGGGCUCCAACGAAGCCUGGAGCUGGAGUCAAGACUUCUCCAUCUCCGUCCAAGGAUAACCCAUCCCCAGAGCCGCAGCUUGAUGACAUCAAGAGAGCAGAGCUGCGAGCAGAGGUGGAUAUGAUUGAGCAGAUGAGCAGCAGCGGCAGCAGCAGCUCUUCUGACUCGGCCAGCGCCUCAGGGAGCGGCGAUGACAGCAGCAGUGACGGCGAGCACGACGCCCCACGUAUGAGCCAGACCUCCCCCAGCCGCCUUCCUGUGGCCAACGGAGGAGCCGAGCGGCAGCAGGGCAACAAUCAGCUCAUGAACACACUCCGAAACGACCUUCAGCUUAGUGAGUCUGGCAGCGACAGCGACGACGACUGACCUCUGCUGGUUGGGAUCCCUCCUCACUCUCCACCUCCUUCUUCCUGCCUGGCUCAUUCGUUCCUUUGCUGUGAUAGCUGACCGUAGCUGUAUAUCUUGGCUUGACUGUAUUUUUAACUUUAUUUUAGUAGAGUCUGAAAGUUGGCCAGCCUGGGACUUUAAGAGUGUAUUUUUAUUAGAUGUAUAUUUUGUUUUGUAUUGCAAAACAUUAGAAGAAGAAGCAGAACCAUGUUUUACUUCAGAGGUUAUAUUAGAGCGCGCACACAUAUUUUCUGUACUUAGAGCAUCUAGUUUUAUCUACAUUAUCAUCUCUGGUUGUGGGGUUUGUGUUUAUGACAAGACAGGGAAGUGAUUGUUUUAAACUAAGCCCCCAGUCUCCUUCAUGCUUUAGUGGCUUGUUUUGAUUACAUAAUUGCAAAAUUGCACAGCUGGAACCUGAGCAGCCUGUGAUGAUCAGGAAAUCCAAGAAACAGUAAUUCAUUCUAGAAUCAGUCUUCAUUCAGAAAUAAGGCUGAUAGCCAACAGUGUGUUAGUCCCUGUCAGUGUUUCCUCACUUCACACUGUGACUGUAGCUGCAAACCAGCGUAUUAAAUUCACCAAAGCCCGGACACACACACACACACACACACACACACACACACACACACACACACACACACACACACACACACACACACACACACACACACACUACAGUUAGCCUCUGUAGAUUUGACAGGUCUUAGCAGGAAGCUUCACCUGCGGUGUGUGUUGGACUGAAUCAAAGUUAUUGUUUGUUGGCUUUGGUAACUUUAUUACAUUUAUUGACUCACUGUAACUGUGAGUGCCUCUGAUAUUAAUUAGAGCCUACAGGCGCCAUUACUGGUAACUUAACCACUUAAAAUCCAAAUGUUACCUUUGCAUUUUUCUAUUUGAGGCAUUAGUCAUGGUGGUGGUGGUUUAACCUCUUCCUUGCCUUACCUCAUUUCAGGUGGGAAACAAAGCUGAAUGUGUCAUUUUGUGUAAAAGCCAAAGAGACGAACUGGCCGAGAGCAGGAAUGUUGGCAGUGUAGCAGCGACCUGUCAGUGUUUGUCUGAGGCUGCGCUGUCUUGUGCAUGUGAGCCACGGGUGAUACUGAACACCAUUCAGUAGCCAGCGUACAGUAUAUGAUUAUUAAUGUGAUGCAACAGCAUCAUAGUCAAAAUUCAUUGGAAAAUGAAAAACGUCCUUGCCAGAUGUGAGAAAGCUUCUAAAUGUAGAGUUGAGAGGAAAGCAUCUAAUGUAAUUCAUCAUAAGAUAUAAACUGAAUGUCUCAUCAUAUUUGAUGUUGUCCAGUUCAAAAGCUGAAGGACAGACAACGCAGUAAGCUGAGCUGGAAAGUUUAACAAAUAAAAAAGAAACCAAAUGCUUUCAGCUCGGAAGAAAUUUGGAACUGAACCACAAAUAUUUGUCACAUCAAACUAAACCCAACUCCCUGAUUUGAACACACUGAGGACAGCCUUUGAAUGCCGCCACUUAAAGUGUUCAGCAGUGGACGUGCUCGUUGAAUCAACCACUGGUCUGUUGCCCACUGGUUGCAUUCUUUAGUUUCAUGGUUCUUGUUUCAGUGAUUUAUGGUUGUGUAUGUGUUACCUGAGGUGUAUUAAAGUGUGUAAAUCCAA
Messenger RNA from Betta splendens (Siamese fighting fish), 2562 nucleotides. RefSeq names its product ELL associated factor 1 (gene eaf1). Gene Ontology annotation, molecular function: transcription elongation factor activity. The transcript is spliced from 6 exons. Gene Ontology annotation, biological process: regulation of transcription elongation by RNA polymerase II; positive regulation of DNA-templated transcription. The record is from RefSeq and is a predicted model, not a curated record. Lineage: Eukaryota; Metazoa; Chordata; Actinopteri; Anabantiformes; Osphronemidae. Gene Ontology annotation, cellular component: super elongation complex. The coding region runs from base 145 to 921 and encodes 258 amino acids.